This is a messenger RNA of Dermacentor silvarum, 1160 nucleotides long. RefSeq names its product DC-STAMP domain-containing protein 2-like. NCBI's taxonomy places the organism in Eukaryota, Metazoa, Arthropoda, Arachnida, Ixodida, Ixodidae. The record is from RefSeq and is a predicted model, not a curated record. Bases 51 to 1160 code for a protein of 369 amino acids. The transcript has 7 exons.
GCCUUUCACGGGACAGGAUCGGGACACGGUCUCAGGACAAGUGCGCAGCCAUGGCCACGACGCUUUGCUCGCUACUAGUGCGCAAGCUCUUCACGGGCCGGCUGAUGUUCUGGGUGCAGCAGCAGCGCUACAUGUACAGCGUGCGGCGUGCUCUGGGGCGCUACAAGUUGGAGCGGGCCAACUCGUGGCGGCGCCGGUGCGGCCUGCAGCCCGUGUACCCGCCGCUGUACCGGCUGCAGCGUUUCGUCAGCCGGGUGCUGUGCGCCUCGUUCUGCGCCUGCUGCCACAAAGGACGCUUGGACAGGGCCGACUUUCAGGGGGGAGGACGCCUGCUGAAGUCCUUGCAGCCGAACACGUUCGAGAACAGAGUGCUCAAGAGCUUCCUGGGCUUCUGCGCCGGCGCGCUGCUGACUGUGCUUCUCAACCUGGUCCUCGUGCGAAUAUACCAAACCACCAGUUUCCUCCUCUUUCUCGCCGUGUUCGCUUGCGGAACGUUCCUGAUGCUCGGCGCUGCCUUCUCCGACAACGUCCGCUGCCUCAUUCUACUCACUCUGCCUCAACUCUUCUCCAGAGAAGGCCGACUGGCGCUGAUGGCGUACAUCUACUUCCUGGUGCUAACGGGCCCCGCGGAGAACUUUGCGGCCAACGUGGAGGUACUGUCGCGAGGCCUCAGCUGCGGCCAGGAGAAAGUGGCCAACGAGACGCGACGAAUGCUCGAAGUGGCUACUUCGCCGCUCAAGGCUGUGUACGACCGGGUUAAAAAGGUCAUAAAGCUGCUUCUGGACUUCGGAUCUCUCAUGAAAAAGGCAUUCCUGUCAAUCAAGAAUCUCUUCACCGAAAUCUUCGCAGCCAUCCGCCGUGCCAUCCGGUGGCUGUACAACCUGGUAAACGUGUGCAACCGUCGCAUGGGCGAACCUUACGAAAAGUGCCGCAAGCCGCUGGUGGACGCGUACGCCGACUGCUUGGAAAUGAUGCCCGACCUUCUCGAGUGGAUCUGCUCGCCUGUCAAAGCGGUCGAGCAGCUCUGUCACGUCGCGAAAGCUGUGUACGACCGGGUUAAAAAGGUCAUAAAGCUGCUUCUGGACUUCGGAUCUCUCAUGAAAAAGGCAUUCCUGUCAAUCAAGAAUCUCUUCACCGAAAUCUUUCAUCAUGGUUCGUGA